AGUUGUUGCUAUUUUUACAUAGGUUCCCACCUUGUCUGUAUAUGUAGCAGGCACAACGUCCUCUGAUCUCAUCUACUCCUCUGUGCCACGUCCCACCACAGAAAAACAGCAGAUGCAACUUAUCACUUAACAACACACCACCAGCAAACACUAAACGUCAAGAAGGUCUCCAUUUUCACUAUUCUUUUCCACAGGUGAAGAGGCCUCAUGGGAAUCUGGAGGUGUUCAGCUGGUAUCUGCUCAGAGACCUUUACACUGGAAAGAUCCUGACAAUGUAGAAAUGUGAAGCUAGAAUUGCCAAUUGCUGAUAUUCGGAAUAGUAGGUUUUAGACUGCCUCUCAAGGAGGCUUAUCAUUUCAAAUGCAGUCAUGCUCUAACACAAUUAAUACUGCUCCCAGACCACAGCUGAUUCUUCUCCAGCCGCCUCAGUGCCUGGCCAUUACCACAGAGGUAAUGCAGGGCCACGCACCACAUAGGCCCACCCAGGCAUGAACGGUGAGCUUUAGCAGGUAUCAGUACCUUGCUGUAGCUCCUCAUAGACAGCACUGAAUCAAAGUUUGUUCCUGCAAAGAAGAGCUGACAGGUACAGAUGGUAACACAGAACAAGCUGGCAAAGCCAACAAGCAGUAAUGAACAAAGUUCGUGAGGUAAGGCCCCACCCUCAAACAGUGUAACAACAGCUCCACAUCGCUUCUGGCUGCUCUGAACAGCUAAGAGGCCACUGCACCUGACUACUAACCACCUCCCUUCUCCCCCUCCUAACUCCCAACGUACCACUUCUUGUGUGUUUAGCAGGGAUGAAAACAGGGCAGGUCCCUCCAAAGUCUCUAGACGGCCAUGGGCUCAAAGAGCUCUGCCCCUCCGUCUGCAGGGUAGGAGGCUCAAACUGCAGGUGCAUGAGGUACAAAUCUCCUCAGUACUGCCCCAGGGCUGACCGAGGCCAACUAAACGCCCCAGAGCCAUCUUUGGCCCCUCUUCAGCCCUCAGGGUUUUCUCUGAACUCUGCCUCCGUGCUCCCUCCACACCCCCGCCGGGCCGUGAGGGGCCUCCGUGCUGUCCCGGCGCCAUCUUCAGGCUGCGCCGUGCUUCUGCGCCAGCGCCGUUCGUUACGCCUCAGCUCUUCACACGUUUUCUCACUUUCCUGCACACGGUACCUUAAAAUGUCUCAGCUUAAAGGUGCUUCUUGACGUCUCCCUCUGGACUGCCCGCUGCCUUUUUUUUUUUUGCCCUCACCGUGUCUCCGAGCUGCCCUGCUGCCAUGUCUGUGCUGGCUGCUGCCUCAGGAGUAUGUUGUCCCUCUGAGCUGCCUCAGAGCUGCCUCUGUUUCUUUUUUGUCCUCUCCCUUAAAGCUUCUUUUGGACCAUUGGUCAUAGUUUGGCUAAAAGCCUCAUAGGAGCAUGGCUUCAGCGUAGCUCUGAGUCAGUCCCCUCACCUAGGCGUAUGGUUUGGCUGGAGCCUGGCACACCCACCGUUAGCCCCCACAAAAGCCUUGACAUCAGCCCAGCACACCAGAAGAGCUGAGCGAGCAAUGUCUCGGCAGCCCGGGCCUUGGUACUGGGCCAGCAACCAAAGCUUCCGAUCCUAGUUCUUUACAACAAACUAGAUAGCUUAAGAUGCCAACAGCUGGUCUGCUGGGAUGUGCUGGGCACUUCCAUCCUACAUGAGCACGGCGGACAACAGCGCCGGGACGCGUGUCACCAGCCGUCAGAGGUGUCCGGUCCUCAGCAGCACAGUCUGUUGGAAUUGGAUCGGGUCUGGCCGCUAAGCAAAGGCUACCGUGGCUGACUGGAGCUCUCACUGUUUCAAAUAAUAACCUCAGGAUAGGAGGGCUCUUGAAGCAGUGUUUAAUAUUAGCUAUUUGUUAUCAGCUAACUGGUGCACCGUGCUGACCAAACGGGUAAAUCUGUCAGAAAUGUAGUAUCUAGAGGAUACAGAAAAUAUAACGCAAGCACAUAAUAUACCAUUUCUUCAAGGACUGUACAUCAAUUUCCCCUUUUUGUUGAAAAAUUACUUGCCAAAAUUCAAAACCAUGUUCCUGAAUUAGUUCAGGUUGGAUAGCUGCAAUGCAUUUUCCUGAAGCCCUCCUGAAUCUUCUGCUUACCUAGAGUAUGGCAGUUCAAGUUUAUCACAGCUGUGCUCUGUGAGCGGUGAUGACUCUCCACUGUCUCCUGGCUGAAAUUAGAGAGGUUUCAAAAUGGGAAUAUACAUUUUCUACCCUCCCCCAAUCUUUCAAUAAAAUAUAAAUUGUUUCUCAUUCUCUUUUUCUUUUCUUUUUCUCUUUCUUGGUCACUGUAAAAAGAGGGAAGGGAAGGGAAAAUGAAUAUUAGCAGAAGAAAAUCAAAAUCCAGAUCCAACACAUUUUGGAUUUAAGUUUUUCUUAUUACAAAUGUAAUCAUUAAAGAACUCACUUGAAGUGCUGUUUCCAUUUUCAUAAUAUUGAAAGCUUUCAAUAUUAAAAAAAAAAGGUGAAAGAAAACUUCCAACAGCUCUAAUUUUAAUCUAUACAGGUUUGUACAGCAUAAGAACUGAAAAACUUAGGGACAAAAAGCUAACAUUGUUUUUUUUGGCAUGGGAAAUAUAAAGGAAUCUAAGGGUGAUAUUAUUCAUUAUUUGUAUUAGUAAGGGGCCUAGAAAGCCUACUGAGGGACAAGGUUCCCUUUGUAUCAAAAGUACAAGAACAGAACAGAAAAGACAGUCUUAGACCAUACCUAUGCAACCCAGUCAUGCCUGUCGCAGACAGCCAUGAAGUAGCACUGACCCAGACUUGUACAUCUAUAAAAGGCAGUGGAGGUUUGUCUAGAAAUGCUUACCAAAGUCCUGAAAGCAUUAAAUAUUUCAUUAGCAUAGUCCUGUGCUUGAGCUAAUAAACCUUGCCUCUCAGUGUUUGGGAGCCCAAUAUCACCUUUACGUUAAUUCUAAUUCAUACAUAUAAUUUAAAAUUUGGCCAUAUUAGAGGGCUCUACUAAAACCGAAGUAGUUUAUUUCCAAAUGUCACCUUUACCCUGCUGGCAUUUCUGUCAGUGAAAAAACUGCUCUUGCUGCCACCUUCGGAUCAGCCUCCUGCUACUGCGGUUUAUCAGUGACAAAAUGGUCUAUAUGGGCCUGAUGAGGGAAUGGUGACAUCAGCCGCAGAGGAAAACCAGGGAGUAUAGGGGCAAAAUCUGUAAAGCAAAAAAUAAAUAGCAAAACACUUAAUGUCACUCUUGUGGAAGGUUUUUAGCAUGAUAUGCAUGAUGCAGUCCAUGCAUGCAGACUAGUCUGGGACAGAUAAAAGAAAAUACCUCUUCUCAGAGCUUGUGGGAAGUUCAUGCCCACAGGAAGUCAGAAAAUGAAAUACUUGUGGACAGAUUUUAAAGGGUCAUAAAGUUUUAUGAGUUAUAAAAGCUAGAGCUAGGCCUGAGCUAUUGAGUUCAGCUCAAAACUGAAAUCAAAAUAGGAAUUUGGCUUGGGUUAUUUUGGAAAUUGGAGGUGAUGGUAGAGUUACAGUUUGGAUCUAGGUAUUCAGAGUUCAGUGAACAGACUUGCAUUAAACAACAUGUUUAAUAAAAAUUUAAGCUAUAUGUAUAAAGAAAUUAGUAAGUAAAUAGUCAUUAUCCAAAACCUGAAGAAUCCACACCAAAGAAGGAAAGAUUCUUACCUUCUAACACCAUCUAUAAAGAAUAACCAAGGUAGCAGUGAGCGAUACGUGUCAAAUUGAAUUCAGAACAAGAGAAAUAGGUCACUGAACAGAUCCAGUGUGGAAAAAUACUUUUUUCCCACUGUUCUGGCUUUUUAACUUGUGCAUGUUGGGAAAAGUAUUUAUUUUACCUUGACAUUGUGAAGCUAGUUUGUUUCUCCAUGUUAGUGAUAAAGUGUAUGUGGAAUAAUAUGUAUCUGAACUUCAGGAAUAAAUGGAGCUGUGGAGUGUUGCCAUAUCUUGGCUUUUACUGGAUAAAACUAAUCACAAUGCUGUAUAUAUUUCUCAAACCCCUAGCUUCAUAAAAACCUCAGCUACAGUUUCCAGCCCUUCUAAUAUGAAAAUCUUUAGAACAUGAUACAAUGCACAAUAAAUGCUAGAAAAACAGAGAAAAAUUAUUUUUCUAAUCUGAUGAUUUUACAAUAAUCACAGGCAGGAAAGGGCCAUUUCAUUAUUUUUAACCUCUAGAUAAGGCCUCGCUAGAGAAGAAUAUUGUGAAUCUGUGGAAAUACUUCCUUAAAUGCUAGGAAAAAAAAUUACCAUGAGUUUAGCAGUAGAUAUAUAGAACUCAUUUAGGUAUGAAAGGUAAUUAUCUGGCACAUACCCUGAUUAAAAAUCAGUUACUGUCUGUUACUGUCUCCUUUCUGAGUAUGAUCUUCAUGGCAAUUCAUCUAUGUCUGUUACAUUCAGAGUAAGAUGAGGUGACUGUUAACACCUCAUCUAUAACAUCUGUAACACCCUAUAACACCCUUUCCACAGCAAGUUGAAACUAAUGUAAUUUGAGUAAUGCUUUGUCAUUUCAAGUUCUAUUAAUUUCUAUUCUAAAAGGCGAAAGUGGCAGAAUACAGUGAAAAAGAAGGCCCUUCUAAAAAAUAAGGCUUUUUAAAGAUUUUCUGUGAUUUAAAUAGCACAGUGAAAUUACUUUCAAGAAAUCCAGAAAAUAUUUAUUUCUCUAAUUUUUAUGGUAAAUAAUUUAACCUAAUUUCCACCAUUAUCUGUAUUUAGUAAAUAGCUUCAUAUAAAUAUAUGUGUCUGUUAAGUAUUAUGUACUGAAGGAUUAAAAAAGAAAGUACUAUGUACACACCAUAAAGAAAGCUGCAUGCUUAAAGCUACUGUACAGACGGACAGAAAUAGAGAUACAUCCUGACAUAUUCUUAGGGACAUGGAUUAUUGUACUUUUUUUCCCAAUUCCUGUCACAAUGGAUCCAUUUUGUAACCCUGCUCUUGGCUGCUGGGCAUGCCCUCCUCCAGCACCCAGCAGGAGUAAAAGGAAGAAAGAAAUAAGAAAAAUGGGAUCCAUUGAACAACCCAACCCCCUAGCCCAGCAGGCGAAAUAUCUAACCCUACCAUGUUUACUCAUUUUUACUUUGUUGUUUUAGUUCAUACAUAUGUUUUCCUUGUUGUUAUGCUUUGUUUCCAUUAUAACAAAAUUAGUCUAUAUCUUCACUUUCAAGUUAAUUGAAAGAUGUUGGCACAUACAGAAAUUGCAAGUAACAUUAAAAUGUUAAGCACUCCAAAGUGGGAAAUGUCAGAAUUAGGAUUUUCUAUGCAUCAUCCCCCUCUUGGUCAUACGUAUUAGUUACACAAUCACAGCUCAUAAUAUUUUUAUUUCAGACGUCCCCUGCCUUACCCAAUGCACAAAGCACAUGGUCCUUAAGAAUUAAGUUGGGGAUUUAUGAUGUACAAUAUCUUGUCUAUUGAAUUGAUUGUCUUAACAUAUAGUACAGUGUGUGCAAUUAUUCCUGUGGUAACGGCAUUUAGACACACUAUCAGAGGUUGGAAGUAAAGGUAGGAUAUGUGGUAGACGUUAAUGUAGCAAAAGAGAAUCCUGGCCUCAGAAACUUUCCAAGCUAGACAGACAGAAGGGUCAUGGGUUAGGAAAGCAACAGAAAUCUAUUUGUCCACUGAACUGGCCACAUGAGGAAUUAAUGUAGCUCUGUCAAUAAAUGCUGUAGCUCAAAAGUCGAUUUCUGGACAAACUGUGGCUAUGCUGGAGAGUUUUUGUGCCAGCUACCUUUGCCCUGGAGUUCUGGAUUAUUCUUUGCAGGAAGAAAGCAAGAAGAGCAGUUCAAACUGGUGAUAAUGCCCCGGAGUUAGGUCUAUGAUGGAUGCCACACGUUGUCACAAUAUAGAACGGGCCCCCAAAAUUAAGAAGACACAACAGAUCUGAAUCUCACUGCUUCUCUACCAGUGAGGCACACAGAAUAUUGCUGUGGCACACUCAGAGCUUAAUUACUUAUUUAUACAGCAUGAACAAAAAUUUCAGCUAUAUCCUAGGCCUCUCCUUUGACAAGGGAAGUGGCAACAUUUUUUAAACUAGGGGUUUUUAGACAGAGCGCUGCCUGAUUGCCAGAGAUGCCUGUGAUUGUAACAUUAGGUUUUACAGCUUUUGGCAUAGAGCAGUCCUUUCUCUAAUGGACUCUUAGAAAAAUCUAGUUGUUCCCUUUGAUGGAUUUUCAUUUGUACAUUCACAUACACACAGAUACAAAUCAACCAUGGGAUGAACUAGUACCUGGAAAUAUAGACAAGGCUACCCCUGUACAGAGUAUAUAGUUCGUUAAAGGAAGGAACUUCACAAAACUCUGUUAUUACUACAACUGAAUGACCCAGAAAAAGGACUGCACUAAACUUUGCAUAUGUGAGUGGCGGGCUUCACUCCUGACACUCACAUGUGACACCAGCAGAGUGCACCCAGCCAGGGCAGACCAUCUUUAGACUCUUCCCCCCACAUGUAUUCAUAUGUAGCAACAAGUGACAUUUUGAAAGCAAUACAAAACCACAGCCUUCCCGGAUUUCCUGCUGUGCCCUUGCAGCUACCUCCAUGAAGCAGAAUGGCUGGGGUAGCAACUCAUUUCAGUCUUAAAGACAAGAAUCUGUUAUUGUACAUCUUUGGCAUGUCAUACUGGAGCUCCAAAUGUUGACAACUCUCAUGGGUGCAGCCCGUAGCUGCAUCCCGCAUAUUCUGGUCCUCUUUCAAACUCUUAAUACAAUAGGGUCUCGAAUACAUUAUGAGCAGAAGAAAACAACCCCCCACGUUCUAUUUUGGUAUGUUGAGCCUAAAGUCUAUUGGCUGGGAGCUGUCAUCAGACAUGACCAUAUGUUACUCAAUGGUAUUACAAGUAAAUCCUAAUUGAGUGCAAAUUAUGAAGAUUAAAGUCACCUCAGAUUUAGCUGUAUUAUGUUGAGGCAAAUGUAUUUCAAAGUCCUGUUUAAAAUGCUGGCAAUUCUCAGCGCAGAAAUUAACAGGCUGUCAUUACCUUGGAUUUUAUGAGCUGUUCUAAAUGUCUGGAGUUCCUUGUUUGGAGCCCUUAGUCAUAGAAUGUAAGAAUAGUCCUUUGCAGCUCAGACUAAAAAAUGCCGAAGACAAUGUAUCGUCAACAACUUUUGAAAAAAUAUUAAAUAUUGAUACAACUAAGUCACUGAAGAUCCUCCUGGUAUAAGCUUUUCAUAAAUAAUGGUAAAAGACUGAAUGAAUGCUGUUCUAGUGGUGGUUAAAAUCAGUUUUGCAUUUAAGCAAUCCACUGUCAGGAUAAACCAGGACCAGUUUAUAACAUGAAAUGCAUUACCUUUUGAAAACAAUUAGCUGCCAGAAAGAUCUUCCUUGAUGACUGAAGUUUAUUACUGUUUCAUAAGAGGGCUGUGAAGUAGUAAGGAGCUGAACUUCAUCUAUUGGUGCACUUCAGAUGAUGCACUCCAUUUUAAUGAGAUUAAAGGUUUAAUGCAGAUAAAAGAUUUUUUUCAGUUCAGUGCACCUGGAUUCAACACAGGGAUUGCAGUGUGGUUCACAGAGAGUCAUCAGAGAGCUACGUUCAUCUUGAUCAAUAAGAGCUGCUGACUUCUUUCCUUCUUUUCUAUUCUGCACAAAGACAAAAUGAUUGGGACACAUUUCUUCGUGUUUUCAGCAGUGGUCAUGUGCAGCAUAGCUGCUGAGGAAAUCUUUCAGCCAACUCUAGUGCUGGACAUGGCUAAAGUCCUGCUGGAUAACUACUGUUAUCCUGAAAACCUAGUGGGAAUGCAAGAUGCCAUUGAACAAGCAAUCAAGAGCGGGGAGAUCCUGGACAUCUCAGAUCCAAAAAUGCUGGCCAGUGUCUUGACGGCUGGAGUGCAGGGUGCUCUGAAUGACCCAAGACUGGUGAUUUCCUAUGAGCCAUCACUGCAUGCAGCUCCCAAACAAGAAGCUGAGGCUUCCCCACCUCGUGAACAACUCCUGAGUCUUAUUGAGCAUGUGGUCAUGUAUGACAAGCUGGAGGGCAAUGUUGGUUACCUGAGGAUUGAUUAUAUCAUAGGACAGGAAGUUGUGCAGAAAGUUGGAGCUUUCCUGGUGGACAAGGUGUGGAAGACUCUGAUAGAGACAUCUGCCCUGGUAAUAGAUCUUCGUCACAGCACUGGGGGACAGAUUUCUGGCCUCCCCUUCAUCAUCUCAUACUUGCAUGAAGCGGACAAGAUGCUGCAUGUUGAGACUGUAUACAAUCGGCCCUCCAACACCACCACAGAGAUAUGGACACUGCCAAAGGUGUUGGGAGAGAGAUACAGCAAAGACAAGGAUGUCAUUGUUUUGAUCAGCCGCCACACCACAGGAGUAGCUGAAGAUGUGGCUUACAUCCUCAAGCACAUGAACAGGGCUAUCACUGUCGGGGAGAAGACAGCUGGGGGCUCACUGGAUGUCCAGAAGCUGCGUAUUGGCCCCUCCAAUUUCUAUAUGAUGGUUCCUGUGUCACGAUCUGUGAGCCCCUUGAGCAGGGGUGGGCAGAGCUGGGAGGUGAGUGGUGUGAUGCCCUGUGUGGCCACUAAGGCAGAGCAAGCCUUGCAGAAAUCCUUGGACAUCCUGGCAGUGCGCAGAGCAGUACCUGGCACCCUAAGCCACCUCACAAACAUAUUAAAGGACUAUUACAGCUUAGUGGAGCGGGUGCCAGCACUGCUGCGGCACCUCGGCACCUCUGACUUCUCUUCUGUGCAGUCAGCAGAAGAUUUGGCCACCAAGCUCAACACUGAGAUGCAGACCUUAUCUGAAGACCCCCGCCUCUUGGUCCAAGUCAUGAUGCCAGGUGAAGCUGCCACCCCCCCUGCUGAGAAGCCAAUUGCAGUGGCAGCCAACUUACCUGACAAUGAGCAACUGCUGCAUGCCUUGGUGGAUACUGUCUUCAAGGUGUCAGUGUUGCCAGGCAAUGUUGGCUACAUGCGUUUUGAUGAAUUUGCUGAUGCCUCUGUUCUUGCUAAGCUGGGACCUUACAUUGUCCACAAAGUGUGGGAGCCCCUCCAAAAUACAGAGAACUUGAUCAUGGACCUACGUUACAACCCUGGGGGCCCUUCCUCCUCUGCUGUGCCUCUGCUACUCUCCUAUUUCCAAGACCCUGCUGCUGGCCCUGUCCAUCUCUUCACGACCUAUGACAGGCGCACCAACCACACACAGGAGCACAACAGCCAGGCAGAACUGCUGGGACAGCCCUAUGGGGCUCAGCGUGGCAUCUACCUGCUCACCAGCCACCACACUGCUACAGCUGCUGAGGAGUUUGCUUACCUCAUGCAGUCCCUGGGCCGUGCCACACUGAUUGGUGAGAUCACAGCAGGAAGCCUCUCACACACCCGCACCUUCCCUCUGCUGCAGCCUGAGCAGGGAAUAACCCAUGGCCUAACUAUCACAGUUCCUGUUAUCACCUUUACUGAUAACCAUGGGGAAAGCUGGAUGGGCGGAGGAGUUGUGCCUGAUGCCAUAGUGUUGGCUGAGGAUGCACUGGAGAAGGCUGAAGAGGUGCUAGCUUUCCACAAAAAUAUGGGAGUACUUUUGGAGGGUACUGGGCAACUCCUAGAGGCUCACUAUGCCAUCCCAGAAGUGGCUGGUAAGGUCAGUACUAUGCUCAGCACCAAACAGGCCCAAGGAGGUUAUCGGUCAGCUGUAGACUUUGAGACAUUGGCUUCCCAGCUUACCAGUGACUUGCAGGAGGCCUCAGGGGACCAUCGGCUUCAUGUCUUCCACAGCCAUGUGGAACCAACACCAGAAGAACAUUUUCCCAACAUCAUUCCCAGCCCUGAGGAACUGAGCUACAUAAUUGAGGCACUUUUCAAAAUUGAGAUAUUGCCAGGCAACCUGGGCUACCUUCGCUUUGAUAUGAUGGCUGAGGCAGAAACAGUGAAGACCAUUGGGCCCCAGCUGGUGCAGAUGGUUUGGAACAAGCUGGUGGACACAGAUGCCAUGAUUAUUGACAUGAGGUACAACACAGGUGGCUACUCCACUGCCAUCCCGAUCCUUUGUUCCUAUUUCUUUGAGCCUGAGCCUCGGCAACACCUCUACACUGUCUUCGACCGUAGUACCUCCCGCAGCACAGAGGUGUGGACUCUCCCCCAAGUCACCGGCAAGAGAUACGGCUCCCUCAAGGACAUCUACAUCCUAACAAGUCAUAUGAGUGGCUCAGCAGCAGAAGCUUUCACUCGUUCUAUGAAAGAUCUACACCGGGCCACAGUUAUUGGUGAGCCCACAGUAGGUGGUUCCCUCUCAGUGGGCAUUUAUCGUGUUGGUAACAGUUCCCUGUAUGCCUCCAUCCCCAGCCAAGUGGUGCUCAGCCCAGUCACUGGCAAAGUAUGGAGCGUGUCUGGGGUGGAGCCACACAUCACCAUCCAGGCCAGUGAAGCCAUGGCUGUGGCUCAGCGCAUUGCCAACCUGCGUGCCCAGGUGCCACAGACACUGCAAACUGUAGGCAAGCUUGUGGCAGAUAAUUAUGCCUUUAUGGACAUUGGGUCUGUUAUAGCAUCCGACCUCACCAAGAACAUCAACAAAGACAGUUAUAAAAGGAUUAAUACAGAAGAGGAGCUGGCCAGGAAGGUGACUGCCAACUUACAGGCUUUUUCUGAUGAUGAGCACCUGAAAUUACUCUACGUCCCUGAACACGCCAAGGACAGCAUCCCAGGGAUCAUGCCAAAACAGAUGCCUUCCCCAGAAGUAUUUGAAGAUCUGAUUAAAUUUUCAUUCCACACAAAUGUAUUUGAAAACAACAUCGGCUAUCUGAGAUUCGAUAUGUUUGGAGACUGUGAACUUCUAACCCAGGUGUCCGACCUACUGGUAGAGCUUGUUUGGAAGAAAAUUGUUCACACAGAUGCAUUAAUCAUAGACAUGAGGUACAAUAUUGGAGGCUCCACCACUUCCAUAGCAAUCCUAUGCUCAUACUUCUUUGAUGAAGGACACCAAAUUCUCUUGGACAAAGUUUAUGACAGACCCAGUGACUCAGUAAAGGAAAUAUGGACCCAGCCACAGCUCAAAGGCGAGAGGUAUGGCUCUCAGAAGGGGCUAAUAAUCCUCACCAGUGCUGUGACGGCUGGGGCUGCCGAAGAGUUUGUAUACAUAAUGAAGAGACUGGGCAGAGCUCUCAUCAUUGGGGAACAGACCAGUGGUGGCUGCCAUUCCCCACAGACACAUCAAGUAGACAAUACCAGCUUCUACAUCAUCAUCCCCACCUCCAGAUCAGUCAUCUCUGCAGAGGGCACUUCUUGGGAAGGGAAGGGGGUGCCUCCUCACAUGGAAACACCAGCUGAUACAGCACUCAUGAAAGCAAAAGAGAUGCUCAGUGCUCACCUGCACAGUUCUAGAUAGCUCAGUGGGAGAACAUGGCCCUGGAAAAAAGGUAGGCUGUAACUUUCAGAGGAGCCCAAGGGACUUAAACUCUCAGGAGCUGAACCAAUAAUGGGUUUGGGAACUCAGAGCAGGAUAUAGCCAUAAUUUAAGUAACUAAUCUAAAAUUGGGACCCCAAAAAUCUCACUGAGUGUAUAUGUGUGCAUAUGUACAUGUGAGGGUAUGGGCAUGCUACAGGUGUUCCUCCUUUUGUUAUCCGUCUGGCUCAGUAAACCAUGGGCUGUUUGCUGCACAAGAGCCCAGUUCCAACAGAAGUUGCAAGGCCCUUUUGCUACCCAGAAUAAUUCACAAGCAUCAGCAAUGGUGCUGUUCUGGGCAGCAGAAGUGGAUUUGAGUUCCUAUCAGCUGAGGGAGGCUUCACAAUGGAGUCUCACCUUUUAUGUGAGAUUUCUAGUAACCAGGUUCUUAGGGAAAGCAAGCUACCUCCCCAGAUGUAAACCCUAGAAAGAAGUGGGAACUUCAUUUCAAUCUCUACGGUCAGUGGUCGGUUCCCUGUACAUAGCUCAGCGUGACUCCCAUUUGCAACGUGCUGACGUUUUUAGCCCAUUGUAUGGAAGCCAGCUCUUUCUGGGAUUGGCGUAGAUGAUUGGAUAAUUCACUGGGGCUUCUGGAUUCCUCUCCUAUGGUCAAAUGUAAAUGUUAGUUGUUGCAGCAUCUGUUCUUUAAGAUUUAGCUCCAAAUCACAGAGAUUUCCUUCGGUCCCUUAGAAAAUCCCAGCUGUCAAUAUCGAAGGCAUGUGAACCAACUCAGAGCAUUUCUGCAAAGAUGGAAAAGGCACCUCUGCUCCAUUGGAAACUGUGUAGGUUCCUAUUCAUAUGUCUUAAAGGAGAAUUAACAGUAGUUGGGAGAUUCUGUUUUCCAAACUGCAAGAGCUAAAUUAAGUCUCUUCUCCAUGUCAUCAUUUAGAUGUACCAAAAAUAACCAUUCCCAGCCUGUCAGGGUUGCAGAGACUCCUGGUAUUUCUUAGGUGCAUGCCUGCUUCUCCCCUAGUAUCUGGCAGAGGGAUGGGGAGUGAGCAGGAGAAAGGCAGUACGUUGACUCUUUCACCCACUGCUCAGAUCAAGAGUCAGGGAAAAGAAUCAUAUGUUUUUAACUUAAGGCUAAAAACAGAUUGCUGUGUGUCCUGGCCAAAAGACACACCUUACCAACCAGCUACUUACUAAGUAAUAGUGUAUUCCAGGGCAACUAACAGAGUUACUGACGUGAGCUUAAUCAAUGAACAACAUUCCUUGUCUUUCUUACAAUUCUUAUCUAACCAUCUGUCUUUGUAAUGAUUUAGAAACGCAUAUACCUCUAAUCUAGAUCUCAGAAUUUCUCAUCUCUACAAAAUGCCACCUGUGAAGCAACUUAGGAAAAUGGUCCCCCUGAAUUUAGCCAGUCUGUAUUUGUUACACAUUGCUGUUUGCUCACUUAUUUGUAAGUUACUGCUGGUUUUUUAUAAAUCGUGUUUGAACAUCUGACCGCAGAGAAUCUCUUUCAGUAUUUACAGGAAAAUAAUUUUAACAAGGAAAUAAACUUUCCAUCUUUUUUACUGCUUGUUUGUCUUACCAACUACACUCAGUGUGAUCACUAACCUGGACUCUUUUGAGUGAUUUUCAUAUUCUGAUUUUUAUGCACUAGCUAGUUGUUGAACUUCUCAAUGUUGUGGAAAAUAUUUAAAUGAAUUAAAACUCACACAGAAUUUUGUGUAAAGUGAUAUAUAUAUGAAGAAUAUUAAAGAUGCUUAAUAUGGAAAAGAGUGGAGUAGUCAGUGAAUGAGUAAACACACUAAUGUAU
This is a messenger RNA of Phalacrocorax carbo (great cormorant), 13074 nucleotides long. The record is from RefSeq and is a predicted model, not a curated record. Lineage: Eukaryota; Metazoa; Chordata; Aves; Suliformes; Phalacrocoracidae.